Ambispora leptoticha is the source of this 1446-nucleotide messenger RNA. Lineage: Eukaryota; Fungi; Glomeromycota; Glomeromycetes; Archaeosporales; Ambisporaceae. The record is from the annotation of a GenBank genome assembly.
AUGAUUAGUUCUAAUUACAUUUCCACAUUGGGCGCCUCCAAUAAUAAUGAAAGACGAAAGGCCACCAAAGCUAGAGCAAAAAACACAACUAAUAAAAAGAAAAACCAAACCAGUCACAAGCGUGAAUUAUUAAAGAAGAGUCUUGAAUCUCGUAAAGAGUUUGAGAAUCUCACUACAACAUGGCAAGAGAAGCUUUUUGAGCCAGUAGAUAUACCAUUACUCCAGGAAUCGACCAAAUACCUGCAGCCUUCCCAUUAUUUUGAAGUGGUCGAAGAAAGAAAUGCGUAUAACCUAUGCGGCUUUCCCAUUUGUAAUAAAUCCCCUCAAGAAAUUGAAGGACAAUAUCGAAUAUCCCUUCGUGCCAGAAAGAUAUAUGAUGUUUCGGAACUAAGAUGUUACUGUUCUGAUAGAUGCUUACUGGGUUCACGCAUUUUUGCCGCACAAUUAUCCGUUGAGCCUGUGUAUAUGAGAAAUUUUCAAACAUGGAUUCCACCCGAGGUUUUGCCGCUAGACGUUGAUAUUAGACAGAUAAUGAAACAGAGAAGGCAGGAAGCACAGGCAUCCUCGUUUGCUAAUAGACAAAGAGAUUACAUUAAAACGUUGUUGGCAGAACUUCCACCCGCACCUCCUGGACUCGUGAUCCAAGAAAAGAUUACUGACAAGGAUGAUGGUAAUAAUAGUAGUAUGGAUACUUCAACAAAUCCAAUGACAUAUAUUCAUGAUUCUGUUGAAGGAUACCGGAUAGAAUUCUCGAAAAAGAAAAAUCAGCAGGAUAAAAAAGCAUCAACAAUACCAGUAAAACCUACUACUUUGGUGCUUCCUAAAGAAAAAAUUCCUUCAUCGGAUCUCAAUUCUCUUACAAAUGAGAACAAUAACAGCAGCAAUAAUAAGCCAACUAGUGAAAGUCCAAUAGUGGAUUUGAGAAUUGUACCCGUUUCUCAGAUAACUCAAGAUGAAAAAGAAUCUGUUAAUCUUGUUAAUAAGCGAAAGAAACAGAAAAAGAUAGUUCCAAAGAUGUCAAUGUUUGGCAAAAUAUGGACCGCAUUGGAUAGGAUGACCACUCAAGAGACACGGUUUUAUUUCCAUAAAAUGAGAGAUUCAUCGUUAGUGAGCGUAAACAUGAAAGAAACGACGAAUAAAGUUGUCGCCUCGAGCGAAGUCAUAAUGCGAAAUAAUAUAUUCAGUGAAAAGAUUAUUGAAAGCUUCCAUUAUCUACAAUCUCACCUAUCAAUAACCACCAGUAUUGAAAAUGAACUGCUUGAUCUCAUACGUACUUUCACGAUUGACAAUUCAUCAGUAAUUCUUAAUGAUGUUGAAAAUAAUAGAUUCCUCAACUACACCGAAAUAUUUUCACAUCGCCGAUUCAAAAAUCUAAUUGGAAGUAUGGGACUCACAAUUGAGGAGAUGGACGCAUUUGUUAGAGUUGUGCGUGUUGCAUCAACGUGA